AUGCUGCUUCUCCUUCUGCUUGCAAGUGCUUUUCUCCUUGUCCCAUGGGCUGGGGCUGGAAGGAUCAUUGGCGGAUGGGAAGCUAAGCCCCACUCCAGGCCCUACAUGGCUUAUUUAUCAAUUGGAAGUGAGUCACAAAUAUAUACAUGUGGAGGGUUCCUACUUCGCCCAGAUGCAGUGCUCUCCGCAGCUCACUGUGUGGCUGGAAAAACGAAAGUGAAUAUCACCGUGACCCUGGGAGCCCACAACAUAAAAAAGAAUGAGCCAAGCCAGCAGAAGUUCCACAUUGGCCACUGGGUCGUCCACCCCAACUAUUCAGGAAACACCUUUGAAAAUGACAUUGUGCUGCUGAAGCUGAAGCCAAGGGCCAAGCUGACUAAGGAAGUCAGUUAUAUCCCCUUGCCCAGUCACAACAAGCCUGUGAAACUAGGAACUACAUGCCAAGUAGCUGGCUGGGGCCGGACAUCGAUAACACAGCAUAAGAGUAGUGUGCUGAUGGAGGUGGACCUGAAGGUGCAGAGUGAGAAAGUGUGUGAGAAGUAUUUCAAAAAGCGCUUUCUCCAGCAGUCUGUGAUCUGCGCUGGUGAUGAGAAUGGCAAAAAAUCAACUUUCCGUGGUGAUUCUGGUGGCCCAUUAGUCUGCAAUGGGAAGGCUCACGGCAUUGUUUCUUAUGGACGCAAAUAUUGCAUUUUCCCUAAAGUAUUUACCAGAGUCUCCUAUUUUGAAUCCUGGAUACGUGAAGAGCUGAGGAAGUUUGAGCUCCAAGACCUCCUUGACUCUCCCUGCUCUGACUAA
This is a messenger RNA of Gavia stellata (red-throated loon), 795 nucleotides long. RefSeq names its product duodenase-1-like. Gene Ontology annotation, cellular component: cytoplasm; intracellular membrane-bounded organelle. The transcript has 5 exons. Gene Ontology annotation, biological process: proteolysis. The record is from RefSeq and is a predicted model, not a curated record. The coding region runs from base 1 to 795 and encodes 264 amino acids. Lineage: Eukaryota; Metazoa; Chordata; Aves; Gaviiformes; Gaviidae. Gene Ontology annotation, molecular function: serine-type endopeptidase activity.